AUGAAGCGACCGACAGAGACCAACCGUGUCGCCGUGAUUGGUGCCGGCAUCAGUGGCGUUGCGACGGCUGCGCACCUCCUCAAACAUGGCCUCGAGGUGACGGUGUUUGAGCGAUCCAGCACCUCGGGGGGCGUGUGGCACUUUGACGAACGAAGCGCACCCGAUCCACCAUUUCCCAACCUCAAACCGUCCGAUGGAGACUCUGUGUUUGGGCCGCAAUCGACAGACGUGGCAGCGACAUCAGAAGAGGAGGACCAGGGACACAAUGCAGCGCUGGGGGAAAUCUCGCACGCCCCGCCAGGGCCCUGUUAUGCCGGGUUGAUGAAUAACAUCCCCAUUCCGCUGAUGCAGACGUCGCUGAUGAGCUAUCCUGCGGGCACGACGGACCACCUGUCGCAUGACGUCGUGGAGCGUUAUAUCCAUGACAUCUCGCGAGCCACAGGCGCGGACAAGGUCAUCCAGUACAACAUCCGGGUUCUCGAUGUGCGGAAGCAAGGGUCCUCGUGGGUUCUCCAGACAACUGCGCUGCGGAAAGAGCCUGAUCGUCUGAAGUUCACCGGCGCGACUUACAACUUUGACGCUGUCGUGAUUGCGUCGGGUCAUUACAGCAUGCCGCGCGUGCCAGAUAUUCCUGGUCUGAGCACCUGGAAGCGUCUGUGGCCUGAUCGGGUGUGGCAUUCGAAGAGAUACCGGCAACCUGCUGCGUUCAAGGACAAGACGAUCCUGCUGAUCGGGGCGGGGGUAUCGUCGUCGGAUAUUGCAAAGGAGGCUGCUCCUAUCGCGAAGAUUUAUCAGAGCUCGAGAGGCGGAGUCCUCGAUCUCCCCACCAGUUUCCUCCCGGAGGGGACACUUCGAAUCGGGGGGAUCCAAUCCUUCGAACUCCCUCCUGCAGACUUUCAGCCAUCACAAGAAGGGCCGAUCCCGCUGGCUGUAACAUUGACCGACGGCACACGCCUGCAAGACAUCGACAUUGUGGUUGCUGCCACGGGAUACAUCACAUCGUAUCCGUUCCUGCGGCAUCUGCACUCGGACACGACCGCUGCGGCCAACGCGAGCCGCGAAAUGCUGGUAACUGCCGAGGGGGACAUGGUACACAAUCUCUGGCAGGACAUAUUCUACAUCCCUGACCCCACGAUGGCGUUUGUGGGCACGCCCCUGCAAGUCACGACGUUUUGCCUCUUCGACUUCCAAGCGCAGGUAGUCGCCCGCGUCUUUGCGGGCAAAGCGUAUCUGCCGGCGCAGGACGUGAUGCGGAAGGAAUACGAGGAUCGCCUCGCGCAGAGACGGACGGGCCGGGACUUCCACAGCCUCAGAAAGCGAGGCGCCGAGCAGGAUUACGUUGCGAGGUUGGUCGAGUGGAUGAACAAGGACGCAGCCGUAACGGGGACGGAGCACAUGCGCGGACACAGGCAGGAGUGGAUUGCGGCGUACGAGUCGAUGCAGGAGAAGUUUGCCUUCCUGCAGGUGACGGAGGACAAGCCACAGGGAGAAUCAGGGGCAUGGACACAGACAUUGUCGCCAGUAUCACAGGCACAGAUAUUAUCUGUUUCAUAA
This is a messenger RNA of Fonsecaea pedrosoi CBS 271.37, 1554 nucleotides long. RefSeq lists its product as uncharacterized. The transcript has 2 exons. Bases 1 to 1554 code for a protein of 517 amino acids. Gene Ontology annotation, molecular function: N,N-dimethylaniline monooxygenase activity; NADP binding; flavin adenine dinucleotide binding. NCBI's taxonomy places the organism in Eukaryota, Fungi, Ascomycota, Eurotiomycetes, Chaetothyriales, Herpotrichiellaceae. The record is from RefSeq and is a predicted model, not a curated record.